Chlorella variabilis is the source of this 1611-nucleotide messenger RNA. RefSeq lists its product as hypothetical. The transcript is spliced from 6 exons. The coding region runs from base 1 to 1611 and encodes 536 amino acids. The record is from RefSeq and is a predicted model, not a curated record. Gene Ontology annotation, molecular function: protein binding. Lineage: Eukaryota; Viridiplantae; Chlorophyta; Trebouxiophyceae; Chlorellales; Chlorellaceae.
AUGUUCGCAAAGGCAGCGGCGGCGGCGGCGGCGGCGGCGGCGGCGGCGCUGACUGCUCUGUUACCGGGUAACGCGAUGCCCGGCACUGCACCCGCUUGGUCCACGUCAAAGCGGACCCUCCUGGCACGCAGGGGGGAGCCAUCCUCGCCUCCCAUGACACCCAAGCCUAGCGGCUAUCGUGCGGCGCGUGGCUGGCUGGCACCCGCCAUGGCCCCGCAGGCUGCCCAGCUGCAGCUGCUGGACUUGUCGGCAGACCUGCUGUACCGCAUCUUCUGCCAGCUGCCCUUCACCGAGCGCCUGCAGCUGUCGCAUGUGUCCCGCAAGUGCCGCCAGCUGUGCGCGGCGCCCAGCGAGCUGUGGCGCCGCGUGGACGCGCAGCCGGCGGCGGUGGAGGGGCUGUUGGGGGCCAACGAGGAUGCCUUCAACCCAGUCCAGCAGGCCCUAGCGGGCGUCUCCCAGUUUGCAGAUUGGCUGGCCCCGCGGGCGCCUGCGGUGGAGGAGCUGCGCUUCCAGUUCCGCCCCGCCGCGCUGCCGCCGGUGCCGGUGCCGCUGCCGCACAUGCUGCUGCCGGUGCUGCGGUGCGAGGCGCUGCCGCUGCUGCGCCUGCUGUCCAUCGACUGGGGCUCGGCAGCCACCUUCACCAUCUACGGCGCUGCGGGAGGCCCCGCGCUGCCGGCCCUGGCCAGCCUCGAGUUUUACGGCGGCACCCACCUCAUGGUGCCGCCCACGGAGAGUCAGGCCGCCGCCACCGCCGCCCUGCCGCGGCUGGAGGCCUUUGGCCUCUUUGACAGCCUCCUCUCGGGCUCCUUCCACUCCCCCUGGCUGCCCCCCACCCUCACCAAGCUCUGCCUCCUGACGGCGGACCGAAACGGCUCCCUCGGUGCCGCCAGCUUCAGUGUGCUGACCCACCUGUCGCGGCUGGAGGACCUGAACCUGAGCGAGAACUACCUCAGCACCUUCCCACACCAGGUGUCCGUGCUCACCAACCUGCGCAUCCUGUACCUGCACCGCUGCUUUGCGGCGGAGAGCGCGCUGCGCCCGGCGUGCUGGGCCGCGCUGCGCCCGCUCACCCGCCUCGCCUUCCUCUCCAUCUCCGGCAACAAGCUCGCCGAGCUGCCUGCUGUGGUCGGGGAAAUGACGCAGCUGCAGGCGCUGCACCUGGAGGAGAAUGAGUUCCGGGACUUGUCGGUGGCGCCCGUGUGCGCCAACCUGCGCGAGCUGCUUCUGGACUGGAAGAACGCCAUGCUGUCGCCGCACACGCUGAGCGCCUGCACCCAGCUGUCCCGCCUCAUCCUGUGCGACCACUGCGUGACGGUGGCGGCGCCGCCGCAGCACACCGUGCGCGUGCCGCCGGCGGCGGCGGCGGCCGACGCGCUGGCGGACGCGCUGUCGUCGAUGCCGGCGCUGCGGCUGGUGCAGGAUGUGCUGCCCCCGCAGGAGUACCUGAUCGUCACCGCCCCCGUGGCGCGCGCCAUGUGGCUGCUGCCCAGGCGCUGCCCGCACCUGCGGGUCGAGCUCCUGGAAGGAACGUACGUCGGUUGGACGCUGGCUGACCUGGAGCGGCACGAGCAGCCAGCUGGCCACGUGGACGACACCGACAGCUGGCCGUGA